AUGAAAUUCAGCCCAGCGCACUACUUGCUGCCUCUCCUGCCGGCGCUGGUCCUCGGCACCAGACAGGACUAUGAAGAGCUAGAAAAGCAGCUGAAACAAGUCUUUAAGGAGCGAAGCACCAUCCUCCGUCAGCUGACAAAGACAUCAAGAGAACUUGAUGGAAUUAAAACCAACCUUCAGAAUUUGAAAAACGAUGAGAUAUCUGCUAAAACUGAUGUUCAGAAGCUUCUGGAAAUAGGUCAGAAACAAAGAGAACAAAUGAAGGCUCUCCAGGAGGCCCUGGAAAAUCAGCUUAAGGAGACAGCUGACAAAGCAGAAAAACAAGAGGCUACUAUUCAUUUUCUAAAGACUGAAAUGGAAAGAAAGAGCAAAAUGAUUCGAGAUCUCCAGAAUGAGAAUAAAAGCUUGAAACACAAACUCUUGUUUGGAAACAAGCUAUGUGGCCUACGUGCAGAAGAGUCAAAAAAAGUUCAAUCCCAGCUGAAGGAGCUUCGUUAUGGGAAGAAGGAUUUAUUAUUUAAGGCCCAACAGCUUACUGAUCUGGAACAAAAAUUAGCUGUAGCCAAAAAUGAACUGGAGAAAGCAGCUCUUGACCGGGAGUCACAGCUGAAAGCAAUGAAAGAGACUGUACAACUCUGCCUCUCAACUGUUUUCCGUGAUCAGCAGCUUCCCCAUUUGAAUCCCUUCAGGCCAUAUGGAACUCAGAUAUCGGUCCCAACCAUGAUAACUGACUCUAGGACUGCAUAUGUAAGCACAACAGCCAAGCCUCAAGACAUCACUACUGAAGUCAGUGAAACCCCGCAAAUUGAGACUACAAAGGAAGAGGUUCUACUCAGGACCCCUGAGUGCGACACUCAAAUUCUUUUACAGGAGAGCACAGUCUGUUCUACGAAGCAGGAUGAAAAUCUUCCAAACAAUGACACUGCAGAAUCAUCACCUGUCCCACAGGAUGAAUCAGUGCCUCCUUGUACUGAAUGUGAUGAGGAAAAAAAACCAGAAAACCAAAUGACUGACACCGAAGGGACAGCAAAUAGAGAAAAAAAAUUACUGUAA
Molecule: messenger RNA, 1053 nt
Organism: Rangifer tarandus platyrhynchus (Svalbard reindeer)
Lineage: Eukaryota; Metazoa; Chordata; Mammalia; Artiodactyla; Cervidae
Source: the annotation of a GenBank genome assembly